AUGAUGCGCUACGAGGGAAACGAAGAGCUCGCGGAUAAAUCCGCGUGUGCAGGUGUACGGGCAGACUUAAAAAUGUGUCUUCUACAGAGUGAUUGCUGCAAGAAGAAGAAAACACCAAGAGAAUGCUUGAACCGGACGGAUGGUUCCGUGCCGAAUGAGUGCUUUGUGCUGAGGAAUACAUUUUUCGAAUGCAAACGAUCAAUACUCGAUAAUCGACAACGGUUUCGUGGUAGGAAAGGUUACUAA
Messenger RNA from Anopheles marshallii, 246 nucleotides. RefSeq names its product cytochrome c oxidase assembly factor 5. Gene Ontology annotation, cellular component: mitochondrion. The record is from RefSeq and is a predicted model, not a curated record. Lineage: Eukaryota; Metazoa; Arthropoda; Insecta; Diptera; Culicidae. Bases 1 to 246 code for a protein of 81 amino acids. Gene Ontology annotation, biological process: mitochondrial respiratory chain complex IV assembly. The transcript has 3 exons.